Messenger RNA from Stylophora pistillata, 1468 nucleotides. RefSeq lists its product as uncharacterized. Lineage: Eukaryota; Metazoa; Cnidaria; Anthozoa; Scleractinia; Pocilloporidae. Gene Ontology annotation, molecular function: calcium ion binding. The record is from RefSeq and is a predicted model, not a curated record.
CUCAAGUGACAAGUGCUUUCGUCGUACCUUAUUGAAAUGCUAAUAUAGACCUCUGGACAGGUGACUAAACCUUCAACCAAAAUGCGGUUUUUGUUAAGACCGAUUCUUGCUUUGGUGAUAAUUACAAUUUUGUUUGUUGGAGUUGCAAAAUCAUGCGUCAGUGACAAGGAUUGUAAAGGCGAGGAACGGUGUUACAAGUACAGUUGCAAGAAACCGGUGAACCUACAUCAGUGCACCAAGCCUGCUGACUGCCAUAAAGAUGCCGUAUGCCAUCGAGAAAAAUGUCAUUGCAGAGGACGGACAGUAGGGGAAGGAUUGGUUUGCAAAGCCUCUCUUCCCUGCCCAAAAGAACACCAUUGUGACUCAAACGCCCUCUGUAUUGUUGAUCCCCGGUAUCCCAAGAAUCCGUACUGCAGAUGUCAUCUCGAUUUCAAGAAGUCUGAUAAUGGUGCCUGUGUAGAAAUGAACGAGUGUGAAAAGAUAGGCAACGUGUGUUAUGGCGGAAGAGGAUGUAAACAUGUAGAUGGCAACUAUGGUUGCUUCUGUAUCGACGGUUUCACUGAGGUUCUUGUUGGUUAUAGCUCAGUUUGCAAAGAUAUUGACGAAUGCAAGAAGAGUCCAGACAAAUGCCCAGCUAACUCUCACUGCACAAACACGGAGGGUUCAUUUAAAUGUGAUUGUAAGGCAGGAUUCCAGAAGACAGCUGAUGGAGCUUGUGAGAUGGUAUGUUCGUGCCGUCCAAAUGGGGAAUGCAGUGAUGAAGGAAAAUGCUCUUGUUAUGCUGGAUAUUUUGAAAAUGGGGAAGGAAAAUGUGAAGACAUAGACGAAUGUGAUGCUGACGAGUCUCCGUGCGAUGAUGAAGGCUCUGAAUGUAAAAACCACCAAGGCUGGUUUUCCUGUUCUUGUAAACAAGGAUAUGCGAAGAAAUAUGAUAAAUGUGUCCAGGAAGAGAAAGAACAGAUGUGUAAGUGCGCAGAGAACGAAGAGUGUUAUCAAGGAAAGUGCAUAGAUACAAGUCUUUUUUUUGGUUCAAGCCACUCAAUACACGUUUCAAGUCAAUUAAGCGUACACGUCCUUGUACUGCUUGGGAACCUGGCCCUCAUUGCAUAAGAAACCGCACCUCCUUCUUGCUUCGUUGCUAAAUAGCUCAUUUUCAACUUUAUCCCAUUAAGACUGGCAAUUAAUUAUAAAUAAGAAGUGACGAUUAAAAGGCACCAUUUGUUGUGAUAUAAAUCACUACUUAAGAAUUCAAGAAGUUUUUAAAAGUCUUAUUCAUUGUCGUCACCGUUAUUUCCCAUUUUAAAGACAUUUUUUCAGAUUACAAAUUCUUCGACUCUGAAUUUUGGCGCAUCGCACCUGUUCCUCAUCUCUUCCUUGGGACAUAAUUUAAGUUGUGAAUCAAACGUUUCAGGAUACACUAUGGUACACGUACCUUCUCAGAUCUUAACAGUAGCGUGACACAAUUAUC